Molecule: messenger RNA, 2378 nt
Organism: Notothenia coriiceps (black rockcod)
Lineage: Eukaryota; Metazoa; Chordata; Actinopteri; Perciformes; Nototheniidae
Gene: mettl15
Product: methyltransferase 15, mitochondrial 12S rRNA N4-cytidine
Exons: 6
Coding region: 186-1355 (389 amino acids)
Biological process (GO): rRNA base methylation
Molecular function (GO): rRNA (cytosine-N4-)-methyltransferase activity
Source: RefSeq, a predicted model, not a curated record
UUCCAGAGGUGUAGACAUGUUUCUUCGUCACAGUUCACCUUAGUUGAACAUUUUUUACAUGUGGAUGAUCCAUGUCAUGUUGUGUCCCUAUUUGUAAAUUCGUGCGAAAGUGCGUGUGGCUAAAUGCGUCAACAUGGUAGCAUAGCAACGAUAUUGCUCCAUCGUCAAGGAUCAUUAUAAGGAUCAUGAUUUUCCACCUGUCUGUUCGCUCCAAUCCAAUGUUACGGAAAACAAAUCUGGCUGUGUGGAGAGCAUGGAGGUCAUGGAAGUUAAGCCUGCACUCUUCUACAGUUAAUGCAUCUUCUGGUACUGGUCCCCUGGACAGAUCUGAAGAACUGUCUUCCGUUUCAUCCGAAAAGCCUCCUCACACGCCUGUCAUGCUUAAAGAGGUGCUUCAUUACUUAGACAUCCAGCCAGGUCAGGUGGUUCUAGACAUGACAUUUGGGGGUGGUGGUCACACCAAAGCAAUUCUGAAUUUGGUCCCUGAAGUCACAGUCCUGGCCUUAGACCGAGAUCCUACAGCCAUUUCUCUGGCCCAGCAAUUAGCCAAGGAAUACUGUGGUCGUGUGAAACCAUUGCUUGGCAAAUUUAGCGAGCUUGAAGCCCUGUUGUCUAACAUGAACAUUGAGCCAGGCAGCGUGGAUGCUGUCCUGUUGGAUGCUGGCUGCUCCUCCAUGCAGAUGGACGAGGCGCAGAGAGGCUUCUCCCUCAGCAAGGAUGGGCCCCUGGAUAUGAGAAUGGAUUGUGAGAGGUACCCCGACAUGCCCUGCGCUGCUGACGUUGUGAAUACCUUAGAUCAACAGGCUCUUGCAUCCAUCCUCACUGCAUAUGGGGAAGAAAGACAAGCCAGGAGAAUAGCUUCAGCUAUUGUUGAGGCACGCCGAGUCAACCCCAUCACCCGGACACAGCAGCUGGCCAGCGUGGUGGCAGGGUCGUUUCCUCCAGCUGUCCUUUACGCCCGUAAAGACCGACUCCAACGGUCUGCACACGUAGCCACUAAGACUUUCCAGGCUCUGCGUAUCUUUGUGAAUGAUGAGCUGAACGAACUUCACGCAGGACUGAGUGCCGCCCGGUCGGUACUGGCACCUGGAGGACGUCUCUGCGUGAUCACUUUUCACUCACUAGAAGACAGACUGGUUAAACGUUACCUCCAGGGAGAGGACUUGUCCAAUCUAGAUCACUUCAGCCCGAGGAAGCAAGGCAGUGGGAAGCAAAAACUGGUAGAUGCAAACAGAGAAAGUGGAGAGGUUUACUGGCUUCCUCUGCGGAGAAAAGUCAUCACCCCAGAAAGGGACGAUGUAAAUGAGAAUCCUCGAGGACGCUCUGCCAAACUUAGGGCAGCACUCAGACGUUAACAUUUUUUUUUUAAAUAUGAGGGAAUUGAAAUUCUUUCUCUUUUCAUCAAAUUUUUUAGCUUUUAUACAGAUAGAUUUUGUUUUAACAAUUAACACGUAAGGAGGUUAAGCAAAGGGUGCAAAUGCAACUAUAUUUGUCUGCUGCUUUCUUUUUCUCUUGACUGCAAAUGUUGGAUUUGUUCUGUUUCAACUAUCACAAUUAAAGUGGUGGAAAGCCAUUGAGGGUUGUAUGCCAUCAACAACAAUGGUUGGUUAAGGCUCUACAUAGUGAUGGAUGAACUCUGGAUAAGAGAGAGAAUGAUACUGACAAACAAUACGACCCGAGGUUUGAGCCCAGAUUUUUUUUUUGUAUUGGCAGGCGAAAGAAAUAAUUGGUGGGACCAUGUGUCUACAGAGGUGAGCAGUGACAAAAACUUGUGUGCUUAGAAAACUGGACUUUCCAAAUUGGGGCAGGUGGUUUCAUUUUCAUCUCACUGUCUUCAAGAAGUGCUUGGAGCUGGUUAAGGUGUCACCAAUCCAUUCACUCUAUGAAGACUGUAACAUGUGAUUGAGAGCUGUGAAAGCUGAUAAAUUGACCUUUGAUCUAAGAUGAAUUAAGGUCAAGAAGUGAACUUCCAAUAAUAAAAUAAAUGAAGAUAGAUUAUUAAUUAGAAGGGAAGAUAAUGUUUACAGUUUAAUAUAAUAUAAAGUAUGUACUUAAAGUUUUGCUUCGAGAAGAAAAAACUUUAGGUUGCCACUUCCAAACUUCAAUUGCGCUGGUCCAUCUUUCUCUCACCUUCCUUUAGCUCGAAACUCGACUGAAAACCACACAUUGUGUGAAAGCUGGUUAAAAAUUGAUGUUAACGUUUUUUUUAACAGAGUGAAAGUAUUUAAUCUUUUUGUUUGCCUUUUGUAUUAUAAAAUGUUGGACAUUUUACCCCGCUUCAUUGCAACACUAUGGCUUGAUCCUCACUUUUAGGAUCCUGUACGAAUUAAAGCUUUCUGUUUGCCAUUUAAAUAAAUAAACUUUUCUUGGAUCGCUGA